Mus musculus (house mouse) is the source of this 6187-nucleotide messenger RNA. It is a transcript of the gene Slc41a2, whose product is annotated as solute carrier family 41, member 2. NCBI's taxonomy places the organism in Eukaryota, Metazoa, Chordata, Mammalia, Rodentia, Muridae. Gene Ontology annotation, cellular component: plasma membrane. Gene Ontology annotation, biological process: magnesium ion transport; monoatomic cation transport. Bases 1749 to 3470 code for a protein of 573 amino acids. The transcript has 11 exons. Gene Ontology annotation, molecular function: monoatomic cation transmembrane transporter activity. The record is from RefSeq and is a predicted model, not a curated record.
AGAGGCUGAGGCAGACAGCUCUCUGUGAGUUCAAAGGCAGCUUGGGCUACAUAACAGGUGUCAGGCCAGUCAGAGCUGCACAGAGAGACUUUGUCCUCUAGGGUUUAAAAAAAAAAAAAAAAAAAAAAAAACAAAAAAAAACAAAAAAACAAACAAACAAACAAACAAAAAAAACCAACCCAAGCCGGGCGUGGUGGCGCACGCCUUUAAUCCUAGCACUUGGGAGGCAGAGGCAGGCGGAUUUCUGAGUUCUAGGCCAGCCUGGUCUACAAAGUGAGUUCCAGGACAGCCAGACCUACACAGAGAAACCCUGUCUCGAAAAACCAAAAAAAAAAAAAAAAAAAAAAAAAAAAAAAAAAACCCACAAGAAAAUGAGGGUGGUUGUUGUUUUGUUUUGUUUUGAGACAAGAUCUCACAAUGUAACCCUGGUUUUCCUGGAACUUGCUGAGUAGAGAACUGGUCUUGAACUCACUGAGAACUACCUGGCUCUGAGAUUAAAGACAGGUGCCAUCAUGUCCAGUCAGAUGGAAGUGUCUCUGUGUGUGUGUCCCUGUCCCCACCUGAAAAGGUGCUAAAUUACCCCCAUCUGAAUUUGGUGAAAACUUUGGUCUAAGGUAAUAGAAUAAUAGCCUCAGAAUCAAAACGAGCAGUUUCCCCCCAAGAGUCAGUGCUCUGGGGCUCACAUCUUUGCAGGGUGGGAUGGUGGAGUCCCACUAGCUGAACCGCACAUAGUAGGUGCUUAACAAACAGUCAUGGAAGCAGCCCCCGAUUUUCCUUGGCAAAUUCUGGCUCAAGUCUACCUUGGCUCCCAAAACUCGAGCGUGGGCAAACUGCAAAGCUCGGCUGAGCAGCGCAGUGCACUUGGCUCUGACCCUGCCAGGCGCUCGGAGGGCGUGACGCGCUGCCCGCACGUCUCCUCCCCGUCCUUUGGCCUCCCAGAAGAGCGCAACGAACGACUCCCACGUCCUCGGCUUCAUUCCGCUCAGCAAGGAACGCGAGCUGGACCCCCGACGAGGCCCGGGGCUGACGGAGCGGUGAGAGGAGGAUGCGCGGGCUGGGAUGCGGUUGGGAGGAUGCGCAGGACAGCCUAAGCUAACCAGCCAGGAGUCGUAGCUGGCAGGAGGGCGAGCGGUCAAGUGGGCAGGCGAACAAGCCGGCGGGCGGGCGGCUGCCGGGGCGCGGCCGCGGAUCCGGGUAGCCUCCGGGCGGCCACAUCAGCGGCUCUCCGCGGGCCCAGCCGGCUGCGCGCGUGCGCGGGGCGGGGCGGGGUGCGCGCGAGUGGCCGCGGGCAUCGGGCGACUGUCAGUGGCAGCGAGGAGGCGAGGCGGGCCCGCGGGGCUGGGCCGGGCUCACCGACUCCCAGAGCGUCGCCGCGCUCGGGCUCGGCGCAGGCUGCCGCGGCGGGAGCGGAGACAGAGGCACGGCUAGGUGUGGGAGGGCGGUGGUGCGGCCGGAUGCUGGAGCCUCGCCCGGCGGGACCCGAGGCCGCCCCGUUCUGUCCAGCCCUGCCCGCCGCUGCCCGGCUCCGGUGGCCGUGACUGGGGGCGCGCGCCGAGGGAUGGAGGAAGAUUGAAUUCCUCUCUUAAACGUCUGGAUUUUUUUCUUUUUCUUUUUUUUUUUUAACCAGUGGAAACUUUUUCUACCUAGUGGUCAAUGGCUUAAUUUGAACAAGCGUUGCUGUGGCUUUGGUUCCGCUGUGCUUUUGGAAGCUUGGGUCUGAAGGAUACAGGUCUUUUUGUGAUGACAAUAUGACCCACAGUAAAGGAAGACCUGUCACUUACAAGACAAGUGCCAGUCCGGAGAGUGGAGGAGGUUUUGUAGAUUGGACUUUAAAUUUAAAUACAAUUCAAUCUGACAAGUUUUUGAACUUACUUUUAAGCAUGGUGCCAGUCAUUUACCAGAAAAAUCAGGAAGACAGGCAUAAAAAAGUAAAUGGCAUCUGGCAGGACGGGCUGUCGGGUGCAGCACAGACCUUCAGCAAGAGAUCAGAGCCACAUCUGGACUACCACGAGUUCUCAGAGCAAGCCUUCCACAGCAGCAGCAGUGGGCACACUCCAGCCAGCUGCAGCCCCAAGUACGAUGACUAUGCUGGCUAUAACUACUGUGACGGGAGGGAGGCUUCGGAAACCACCGCCAUGUUACAGGACGAAGAUCUGUCCAGCGAGGGCGAUGAUGUUAUUGUGGAAACAAGCCAGAGGAUUCCAAAGGAGUCCAGUGGGGUCAUGGCUCUGCAGAUAUUGGUGCCAUUCUUGCUGGCUGGGUUUGGAACGGUUUCUGCUGGCAUGGUUUUGGACAUAGUGCAGCACUGGGAGGUGUUCAAAAAUGUGACAGAAGUCUUCAUUUUGGUCCCCGCGCUUCUUGGUCUUAAAGGAAACUUGGAAAUGACGCUGGCUUCUCGAUUAUCUACUGCAGUAAAUGUUGGGAAGAUGGACUCACCCAUUGAGAAGUGGAAUCUAAUCAUUGGCAACUUGGCUUUAAAGCAGGUUCAGGCCACAGUGGUUGGCUUUUUAGCAGCUGUGGCAGCCAUCAUACUGGGCUGGAUUCCAGAAGGGAAGUAUUACCUCAGCCAUUCCAUACUUCUGUGCUCCAGCAGUGUGGCAACGGCCUUCAUCGCAUCUCUACUGCAGGGAAUAAUAAUGGUUGGUGUUAUCGUUGGCUCCAAGAAGACUGGCAUAAACCCUGACAACGUGGCCACACCCAUUGCUGCUAGUUUUGGUGAUCUGAUAACUCUCGCCAUAUUAGCUUGGAUAAGUCAGGGUUUGUACUCCUGUCUUGAGACAUAUUAUUACAUUUCCCCAUUAGUGUGUGCCUUUUUCUUGGCUCUGACUCCUAUCUGGAUUAUAAUAGCUGCCAAGCACCCAGCUACCAGGACAGUGCUCCACUCAGGCUGGGAGCCUGUCAUAACAGCCAUGGUUAUAAGCAGCAUCGGGGGCCUUAUUCUGGACACAACUGUAUCUGACCCAAACUUGGUUGGGAUUGUUGUUUACACGCCAGUUAUCAACGGGAUCGGUGGCAAUUUGGUGGCCAUUCAGGCUAGCAGGAUUUCUACCUACCUCCAUUUACAUAGCAUCCCCGGAGAACUACCUGAGGAGCCCAAAGGCUGUUCCUACCCAUUUAGGACAUUUUUUGGUUCAGGAGUGAACAAUAAGUCUGCCCAGGUUCUCCUGCUCUUCGUGAUCCCGGGCCACUUGAUCUUCCUCUACACAAUUCACCUGAUGAAGAGUGGCCACACCUCUCUGACUGUAGUCUUUGUUGUUGUGUACCUGUUUGCUGCUGUGCUGCAGGUGUUCACCCUGCUGUGGAUCGCCGACUGGAUGGUCCAUCGCUUCUGGAGAAAAGGAAAGGACCCAGACAGUUUCUCCAUCCCGUACCUCACGGCGCUGGGCGAUCUGCUUGGGACUGCUCUGCUGGCCUUAAGCUUCCAUUUUCUCUGGCUCAUUGGAGACCGAGAUGGAGACGUUGGAGACUAAUGGGACCUAGAAGCUGUCGUGGGGUCACACAGGGGAAGGAUACAGGCAGCCAUUGCUGCCCCUCCCCAAAGCUCUUCAUCUGUCCUGUAACUUAUGCCAGGGUAGUCUGCAGUUCACCCUGACUCCGUAAAUGGCCUUAAUGUACUUUUUAAGGAAUUUGUGCCGAAACCACAAUGAAUGGUAUUUGUGCUGCUUUUUGUAGAAUAAAUAAUUUGACACAGACAUAGAUACAAGCUCACAUUCUAAAGUUAAUUAGGAAAGAAUUUAGGAUGUUUACAAUGAGUUAAUUUUGAAACCACAGACCUAGCAGAAAUAGACUUUAUUAUUAAGUUAUAAUGCACAGUUAGAGGCAAGGGAGUGUUAGCCUUGUCUUACAGCUGUGUCACACUACAGAGUGCCAUGACUGAUGUGACGGGGGCCAGCUGAACGUCCCUAAGUGUUCAUUAGGCCUUCCUCCCUGGGAGCUAAGGUUACCAGUUACUUAACUCACAAUACCCCUCCCACUGAACAUAACAACCAGCUCACUUUUACCCAUAUCUAAAACUGCCCUGCGCCAACGUUCAUCUCUGCUCAGCGAGUUCUCAACAGCUAACCCUUUAGUAGAUUUGUUUAUUCUUUCGUGGAGACAGGGCUUGCUAUGUUGUCCCUGUAGUCUUUUCACUUGCAGUCCCCCUUGCUUUGGCUCCCUUCUCCUGGUGCUAAAAGCACUGAGCUGUCUCGCUCAUCCUGUGUUGAAAAAGGUUGAUCCGAUUUAGAAAACCGUGAUUAAAGCAGAAGGUGUGCUGAGCUGUGUUUGUGGGCCCAAGAUGGAGUGCGUGCGUGUGCGCAUGUGUGAGGGACAGGCCCGAGAAAGACAGAGACAAAGUAGUUUCUUUCUCAAAAAUGAGUACCAUUUAAUAUAAUGCAGACCUAGGAUCUGGGACGUGCAGGUGGUCCUGUUGCCCUUUAAGGCGCCCUACCUGUUGGAUGUCCCAAGUUGGCGGCUUACCUCAGCAUCUACUGCAUCAGGGCUCCAUCUCCUGGGACCGCCUCAUGGCCGUGGCUGCGCUCCUCAGAUGUCUUUCUGAACGUAAGCACCUAACCCCUGGCUAUUCAGUAGUAAGCACUUUAAAAUUGCCCGGCAAUCGUUCAAGGCCGUUAAAUAUUUAAUAAUUUAAACUGCUGAGGGCAUGGACUCCGCAUGACGUUGAUUGUCAUGGCGAGGUUGUGCUGGUGAAGAACUAGCAGGUAGCUUGUAAAUAUACUGAGGAAGUUUCUCACUAAAUCUUUAUGGAGGCUGUGGUUUAGAGUUGUAUAUUUUUGCUUAUUUUUAAACUUCGUUCAAUUCUCCUGCCUUAUAAUCAAACAUUUAAGGCAUAGAACGGAAUGAAUUACAGGAUCUCUCCUUUGGAGAGUUAGUGUCACGGAGUGACCAUUCUGACAAAAUAAGCAUAAAGUUUAAGUUGAUGAAUAAGUAUUUAGUUGCAAAGAUUAUUUUAUUUAAAAAUUAAUGAAUACUACCUUUCAUUUUAUUAUAAAAGCAUUUGUGAAUUUGGGUUUUGCAUUUGGCUGUACAUUCUUUUGGUUUUUGUUUUGUUUUGUUUUGUUUUGUUUUGUUUUGUUUUGUUUUUGAGACAGAGUCUUGCCCAGGCUUAAACUUCAGCUCCACCUGCCUUAGCCUGUUGGGAUUCAUUUUCUUUAACUCACAAAGAGUAUGCAGAGUAAGCCCCAGUGUUAGCCUGGUUGGCAGUGUUAGGCAUAUUCCUAAGCACGGGAAGAUGUGUGAGCUACCGUGUGUGGUGCUGACAGCCUCGCCUGGCAGGUGGGUUGAAUGGAGACUCCUGUCUGUGUUUUAUCAAGGGGGAAAUACAGAGGAGUGACAUUUGUAAGAUUUCACAGCUAUGCAGGGAACAGACUCUUCACAUGUGUGUCCCACCCCCAGAUGUGCAAAGGGUCUACCUAGUUAGCUGAGAAAAAGCCCAAUCAAGUGUUACUAGUCUUUUAGAUUGGCAGCAGGGAAACCUCCACCUAGUGUGGACCAACUGUGAACUCUCCCCGUUCCUAAGGUCAGAGAGACUGUAUAUGAACAUUUACCUUAUAAAAUAUUUUUUAUUUUAUAAUGAAGACCUUUAGACUAAAGAACAAUGCCUCGAUUCUUCAGGCCUCCAAGAGCCAGCCCUCUUCCUAGAUCUGCUGUGUCAGGCAGUAGAGGCUUUAUCGGAACAGCAAAAUAUCUAAGACACAUGUAGUGGGCAGAAAUAGACUCGGACUGAAUGCAUUGUGAAGGGAUAUGCACUGUUAAUUACAGAUCUUUGAAAGUCUCUGUGUAAGUAUGUAAGUUUUAUUUAUCCAUAAAAAGGUAAAUGAAUAAUAUUUUUAUACCACACAAACCCUGCUUUCCAAAACUGGUUUCCCACUAACUUACCAGGCACAUUAUACACACAGCCAAAAAAGAUCAUAUUUUUUUAAUUCUUGACCAUCCACUUAUUUUGAAAUUUCCAAACAAAGUUUCUUAGAAGCUAGUAAGAUAGAAACACGCGGAGGCAUGUCUUAUGGAGAUGUCAGAAAGUGUUGCAUCAGAGAUUGUCUGUGAUGUAGCCAAAUGCAUCUUUUAAACGUCUGUCAGUGGUGGGGUGUGCCUACCUUCCCUGUUUCUGAAGUAUAGUUUACCCACUAGUAGUGGGAUCUGGCACCUUGGGAUUGCUGUAAACCCAAAUCAAAAUAAAAAUUGAGAAGCA